Messenger RNA from Linum tenue, 2868 nucleotides. Lineage: Eukaryota; Viridiplantae; Streptophyta; Magnoliopsida; Malpighiales; Linaceae. The record is from the annotation of a GenBank genome assembly.
AUGGGGUUUGUGGACAACAUGAUGCAAGCUAAAUCGACGAACGUGGUGUCAUCGUCCGGCAGCAGUGCUUCCCGCGGCUGUGUUGGUGGUCGUGGCGAUGGUGGUGGUGCUAAGUUUAAGGCGCCGAGGGUUUGGUGUGUUAGGCGUUAUCCGCCAAAUUGUGGGCCUCGCAGUCUUCCCAGACCAGGUGGGUUAGCAGGAGUCUCUAAUGUUGGCAAUGGUGAUAAUGAUCCCGGUGGACUUUCUGCAAAUAAGAUUGAAUCUCCGGAUUUAGGACCAGAUGAUAACUUGGGAUUGUCAAGUUCUGGCGUUAUAAAUCCACUGCUCUUGGAGAGAUGCAGUAAUGAUGUUCGUGAUGAUUUUGCUGGACAUCCUGCGGCUAAGAUUGAAUCCCGUGAUUUAAGAAUGUCAGAAAAUUUGGGCGGGACAGAUAUUACUGGGAAAAUGCAUGAUGUCAAAUCCAAGUUGGAGAGUCCUACAGUGUCACCUGAUCAUAUGAAUGGACGCUUAGCAGAUAUGCCGGAAUCUGUCGGUACUUCACUAUCAGAGUCGCGGAAUGUUGCAGCGAUGAGUGGACCAGUAGAAGCUCUAAAGGAUGAUGUUAUUGGUUCACCACAAGAUUCCUCCAACGAAGAUGUUAGUGGUUCAUUCAAAGCAUCUACCACGCAUAAAUAUCCUCCGAGGAGAAAAUUUUCAGCUGUUAGGCGCUUCCCACCAAACUGUGGAAGAAAUGUUAAACCUCCUACUAAGCAAGAACUAGAGAAAGUUGUUGCUCCGGAAGAGGUUAAAGAUGUUAGUAUGGAUGGCGGAGCUCACAAGGGCAGGUCUGAAAGCAAUGUUCUGGAACAGAAGCCUGUGAAGAUUCGUUUGAAAGUGAAAUAUUCUACUGAGAAAGCAACAAAGAGUGGAGAUGAUGUUGGUCAAGAAUGUGGACUUGAUAGAGGCAUUCGGUCGCCUUAUCAGAUUGGGGAAAGGUCCAAGGUAGUCCAUAUGUCUGAUAACAAAGGAGAACUGAAGGGGCACUUGCAGAAGGUUGCUUCCGAAAGACACAGUACAAAGCUAACUGUCCCUAAAGAGUUUGAUGAUCUCAAGGUUGCACCAAAAAGGGCGGCGGUGUUUGGUCAUAUGGCCUCAACUGGCCAUUCCUCGACCAAGGGUAAUAACCUACUCAGUGAUGGAAGCCAAAGGAGCAGUAGUAACAAAAAACAAGUUACAGCACAAGAACAAAGAAAACCAAUUACCUCGUCCAAGGUAAAACCAUCAUGUAAACCCAUAAGACAUGAAUUUUCUAGGGCGGAUGAUAAACUGGAUGAUACAGAGGAUAAUGAGAAAUGUGUUGGUUCCCAAUUAGUUAGGAGGAGGACCAAUUUAAGUGUUAACCUGACUCCUUUCGGAACUACCACUGCCAAAGGCACCAACAGUGCCAGAAAAAAGGUGAGGGAAGUAUUACGCUUAUUCCACAUUAUUUGUAGGAAGUUGGUUCAUGAAGCAGAAACUAACCCCAACAAAAGAAAAAUUCUCAAGCGCGUUGACUGUCUGGCCGCCAAAGAGCUGAAAAGUAGAGGAAUGUGCCUCAAUGAAGGCCGGCGUAUCAUUGGAGCUUUUCCAGGAGUUGAAGUUGGUGAUGAGUUUCUGUACCGGUUUGAGCUUAACAUCAUUGGUUUUCAUCGCCACACUCAAGCCGGUAUUGAUUGUAUGCAGCAAGGCCAAGAUUUAUUAGCAGUCAGCAUUGUAGCAUCAGGUGGAUAUGAGGAUAACUUAGAUAGCUCAGAUGUCUUAGAUUACACAGGGCAAGGUGGGAACUCUAGAGAUAAGGAAGCUGAAGAUCAGAAGCUUGAAAAAGGUAAUCUUGCUUUGAAGAAUAGCAUCAAGGCAAAGAACCCUGUAAGAGUGAUUCGUGCAGAAAUGAAAUUGUCGAAGGUUUAUGUAUAUGAUGGUUUAUACACUGUGGAAAAGUAUUGGCAAGAGCCAGGGCCACAUGGUAAGCUAGUUUUCAAGUUUCGGAUGGUUCGAGUUCCGGGUCAACCAGAGCUAGCUUGGAAACAGGUGAAGAAGUCUAAAAAAUCCAAAGUCCGGGAGGGUUUGUGUGUCGGUGAUAUUUCACAAGGUAAAGAGUUGAUUCCUAUAUGUGCUGUGAACACAAUAGAUAAUGAGAAGCCACCAACAUUCAAGUACAUCACCCAAAUGAUAUAUCCGAAAAGCCUCACCCGUCCUGGUGGUUGCAACUGUAGAAAUGGGUGCACUGAGUCAGGUUCAUGCGCUUGUGUGGCGAAGAACGAUGAACAUAUUCCAUACAAUCAUAAUGGAGCAAUUGUUGAAGCGAAGGAUCUUGUCUAUGAGUGUGGCCCUUCAUGCAAAUGUCCACCUUCUUGCUACAACAGAGUCAGCCAGCAUGGAAUUAAAUUCCAGCUCGAGAUUUUCAAGACUCAUUCAAGGGGUUGGGGUGUUCGAUCCUUGAACUCGAUUUCUUCCGGAAGUUUCAUUUGUGAGUAUGUCGGAGAACUUCUUGAAGACAAUGAGGCCGAGCAAAGGACUAAUGAUGAGUAUCUGUUUGAUAUUGGAGGACAUGGUGAUGAAGAAGAUGUGCAGGACUCUAACUUCACAAUUGAUGCUGCAGAGUUUGGUAAUGUGGGGAGGUUCAUCAACCAUAGUUGCUCCCCAAAUCUUUAUGCCCAGAAUGUGCUGUAUGAUCAUGGGAAUCGGAAGUUUCCUCAUAUAAUGUUAUUUGCUGCUGAGAACAUUCCGCCUUUGAGAGAAUUGACUUACCACUAUAAUUAUCAGAUAGAUCAAGUUUAUGAUUCGUAUGGCAAUAUCAAGAGGAAGAAUUGCUACUGUGGUUCUGCAGAGUGCACAGGUCGGAUGUAUUAA